AACCUGGGCACCCAGCCUUGUGUCACCUCCCAACUGUCACCAGAAGUCCAAGGUUCCAGGAUGUUUACUUGGGAGUAGAAUUACAAGGCCGUAGGCCCGUGUGCUCCUUCACCUCCUGUCCUUUCGAAGCCACGUGUGCUCCCCGAAGCCCUGGCCCAGAGCAUUGGUUGCUUGGUGUCUUCACCAAUCCUUGGUAUCAUCCACUUUCUUCGUUUUCGUCGAUCUGAUGUGACUCCCUGCCCCGCCCUGGGCACUCCGAGCCAUGGCCGACACCGUCUUCGGCAGUGGGAGCGACCAGUGGGUUUGCCCCAACGAUCGGCAGCUCGCCCUGCGAGCCAAGCUGCAGACAGGCUGGUCUGUGCACACCUACCAGACAGAGAAGCAGAGGAAGAGCCAGUGUCUCAGCCCUGCUGAGGUGGAGGCCAUCUUGCAGGUCAUCCAGAGGGCAGAGCGGCUGGACAUCAUGGAGCAGCAGAGAAUCGGACGGCUGGUGGAGCGGCUGGAGACCAUGAGGCGGAACGUGAUGGGGAAUGGCCUUUCCCAGUGUCUGCUCUGUGGGGAGGUGCUAGGCUUCUUGGGCAGCUCAUCAGUAUUCUGCAAAGACUGCAGGAAGAAAGUCUGCACCAAAUGUGGGAUCGAGGCCUCCCCUGGCCAGAAGCGGCCGCUUUGGCUGUGUAAGAUCUGCAGCGAGCAGAGAGAGGUCUGGAAGAGGUCGGGGGCCUGGUUCUACAAAGGGCUCCCCAAGUACAUCCUGCCGCUGAAGACCCCUGGCCGGGCCGAUGACCCCCACUUCCGACCUCUGCCCAUGGAGCCCACCGAGCAAAAGCCCAGAAGCACUGAGACUAGUCGUGUCUACACGUGGGCCCGAGGGAGAGUGGUUUCCAGUGACAGUGACAGUGACUCAGAUCUCAGUGCCUCUAGCCUGGAGGACAGACUUCUUCUGACAGGGGUCAGGGAGCCCACAGGUGCCAAGCCCUUCGGGGAAGCAGGUGGCAGCAUGGAGUCCCCCAAGAUGGGGCCCCCCCGCCAGCCCAGCCCCCUCUCCGGGAGCCAGAGCAGCCUGGCCAGUGAGACUGGCACCAGCUCUGCAGACCCACAGGGCACCUCAGGCUGGCCAGACCCAAAGAGCCCCGGCAAAAGGCCUGCCUGGGCAAUUCCCCGUUGCUGACACGACCUCCCAAGGCCCCGCCUGCCUGCCCCAGCAGAGACCUGUUUGGUGCACGGAGCAGACUUUGCAGUGGAGGAGUUCGAGAGAGAAAGCAAGCUGGGAGGGUCUGGUGAGCAGCCUGCAGCCCU
Lontra canadensis (Northern American river otter) is the source of this 1296-nucleotide messenger RNA. It is a transcript of the gene RPH3AL, whose product is annotated as rabphilin 3A like (without C2 domains). NCBI's taxonomy places the organism in Eukaryota, Metazoa, Chordata, Mammalia, Carnivora, Mustelidae. Gene Ontology annotation, molecular function: small GTPase binding. The transcript is spliced from 10 exons. The record is from RefSeq and is a predicted model, not a curated record. Gene Ontology annotation, biological process: intracellular protein transport. The coding region runs from base 263 to 1168 and encodes 301 amino acids.